Messenger RNA from Cottoperca gobio, 1440 nucleotides. It is a transcript of the gene bcas2, whose product is annotated as BCAS2 pre-mRNA processing factor. Bases 105 to 782 code for a protein of 225 amino acids. Gene Ontology annotation, biological process: mRNA processing. Gene Ontology annotation, cellular component: Prp19 complex; catalytic step 2 spliceosome; precatalytic spliceosome. NCBI's taxonomy places the organism in Eukaryota, Metazoa, Chordata, Actinopteri, Perciformes, Bovichtidae. The transcript is spliced from 7 exons. The record is from RefSeq and is a predicted model, not a curated record.
UUGAAAUCGAGACCGGAAAGGCUUACUUUUAGUUAGCGUGAGUGUUUUUUUAUAGCCAAGACAGGCACAAAUCAAACAAACUCAACAAUAUCGACUGAUUAAAAAUGGCCGGAACGGCUUCAGUAGCUGGUGAAGUGUUUGUCGAUGCUUUGCCAUAUUUUGACCAAGGUUACGAUGCAGCAGGUGUCCGAGAAGCGGCUGCAGCGUUGGUGGAGGAGGAGACCAGGAGAUACCGACCGACCAAGAACUACCUGAGCUACCUGCUCACACCGGACUUCUCUACUUUUGAGACAGAAAUUAUGAAGAAUGAAUUUGAGCGACUGGCGUCUCGGCAGCCGAUGGAUCUCCUGAGCAUGAAGAGAUAUGAGCUGCCGGCACCGUCAUCAGGACAGAAGAAUGACAUCACGGCGUGGCAGGAGUGUGUGAACAACUCGAUGGCCCAGCUAGAGCACCAGGCAGUCCGCAUUGAGAACCUGGAGCUCAUGUCGCAGUACGGAACCAACGCAUGGAAAGUCUACAACGAUAACUUGGCCUUCAUGAUUGAGAUUGCUCAAAAGGAACUUCAGAAAUUCAGGAAGCAAAUUCAGGAUUUAAACUGGCAGCGUAAGAAUGAUCAGUUAGCAGGAGGAGCUAAACUGCGAGAGCUGGAGUCAAACUGGGUGUCUCUGGUCAGUAAGAACUUUGAGAUCGAGCGGGCCAUCAUCCAGCUGGAGAACGAAGUAACGCAGCUCAGGCAACAGCAGGGGGACGAGAACAAGGAGAACAUCCGACAGGACUUCUAGAGCGGCGGCAGCUUCCACCCUUGUAGCGCUGCUCUACAAACUAAUGAUCCCUCAACCAGAAAGAUGUCAUCUUAUUUCAUUAGCUGAUUGCACUAAGAAGCAACCUGAGAAGUGAAAAUGACCUGAACGGUCCAGAAAGCUCAGAGAAGAGACCUCUUAUUCUACUGUAAAAACACUGGUGGAGUUUGGUAUAAUGCAGCUUUUGGACUACCUUUUUUUUUUCUCAAGAGUCAAAGAUGUUUAAAGCGAGAGUAUGUAUGGUUUUCAAUAAGAUAGAAGACAUUCUUCUUACAAAUGGAAAGUUGAAUCAUAAGCCAUAAAUCACAUCUUUGCUCAGUAGCCGAUGGUGGCUAAUGCUAGCAAACUUCAGAUAUUGUUAUCCAAUGUUGAGUUAGUUUGCUGGUUUAUAGAUUAUUUUCUUCUUGAGCUACUGUCGCAUAGUAGCAUUCAACAUUAUUCAGCAAAAGUUACAUAAUCUCGCUUUAAAGCAUAAUUUAUACCAGCAUGUAGGUUUCUGUCUUCGAGGUGAUUUACCAACACACGUGUGUUUAGAAUUAAGUGUACAUAGUUUGUCCAAGACAAGAGUUUCUGAGCCCCGUCUUGACUUUCAUCCAUGUCAUUUUUUUAUGCUGUUUUAAUAAAAUGAACAUUUCUUGUA